Molecule: messenger RNA, 1984 nt
Organism: Fragaria vesca subsp. vesca
Lineage: Eukaryota; Viridiplantae; Streptophyta; Magnoliopsida; Rosales; Rosaceae
Exons: 17
Coding region: 252-1637 (461 amino acids)
Biological process (GO): GPI anchor biosynthetic process; protein localization to plasma membrane
Cellular component (GO): membrane; endoplasmic reticulum
Molecular function (GO): glucosaminyl-phosphatidylinositol O-acyltransferase activity
Source: RefSeq, a predicted model, not a curated record
UGCUUUGCAGACCUGAAUCGUUUGAUUCGAAGGCAUGUGCAGAUAUAAACAUGAAAUCCCAACUACUAUAAGAAGGGGAGGCUAGUUUACCAUAAGCAGACUACUAUAAGAAGAGGAGGCUACUUUUGUGAUCAGCCCUGGAGUUGAUGGAACCUCAACUAACGAAAGACAGUUAGACAGAGAUACGCAGUCCUUUCCCAACAGAACAUCACCAACCUCUUCAGAUUGGCUCACUUCUACAUUCGACCACCAUGGAUUCGUUUCCCAAGUCUCUCAAUCCAAACAAACGACUCAAAGAAGAAUUCGUCAGCAAUCUGACUGGAACUUCCAUGCUCGAAAUCGCCGCCAUCACCACAAUAAUCCCUCUUCUGUUCCUGGUGCGGCGAUCAUUGGGUUUCAUGCAUCCUUCUGAUGUUGUUACAUUGAAGAAGGAUGAUGAUGCAAAAGUUGGUGCUAAGAGUUGGCAGGCUUACAUGGCUGCACUGUCUGUGGAUUUUCUAUUCAUAAUGGUUCCCUUCGUCUUAUUUUUGACUGUUCUAGCAGAUUGGAUGUAUAUCUGGACAACUUUGCUAACAUUGUUAGUUGUUUUCAGCUUUGCAGCCAAAAGAUUUGGUUUUGGUUCUACUUUGAAAGAAGAACCCGAUUCUGUUAGGAAAACUAUUACAUCACAUAGGAUGAUCCUAACAUGCUUAUGCAUCUUGGCUGUUGACUUCAAGAUUUUUCCUAGAAGAUAUGCUAAGACUGAAACUUAUGGUACUGGCUUGAUGGAUUUCGGAGUUGGCUCAUUUGUUGUAAUAAACUCAUUUGUGUCUCGGCAAGCACGAAAUCUGUCGUGGGAGAAAUGGAAGACUGCUAUAAAAUCUACUACUCCGCUAAUCAUCCUUGGGUUAGCUCGCAUUCUCUCUACUGCAGGUGUAGACUAUCAGGUUCAUGCAGCUGAAUAUGGAGUACACUGGAAUUUCUUUUUCACAAUGGCUGCCAUUUCAUUUCUUACAUCCAUAAUCAAUAUGCCCGCACAAUAUUCUGGAAUUCUCGGUGCACUAAUUCUAGUAGGUUACGAGGGUUGGUUGGUGCAGGGGUUGAACAUGUAUCUGCUGUCUAAUGACAGGGGAAGCGACAUAAUUAGCCAAAAUAAGGAGGGAUUGUUUAGCAUAUUUGGUUAUUGGAGCAUGUACCUCAUUGGCGUCCAGGUGGGGAAUUUUCUGUUUUUCAGUAACCGUUCUUCUGCUACAACAAGUAGAAAGAAAUCGACAAGGAAUAGAGCCGCAAUACUUUCACUUCUGUUUUGGCUAGUAACUCUGGUUGUAGAUAGCCAUGUCGAGAGAGUUUCUCGUAGAUCGUGCAAUCUUCCUUAUGUUACACUGGUAUUGGCAACAAAUCUACAGGGUCUGGCAAUAGUUUUGGUCUCUGAUUCUCUCCCUGGAACCAAAACAUCAACAAUUGAAGAAGCAUAUAACCGCAAUUUGCUAGCAAUAUUUCUUCUGGCAAAUUUGCUUACAGGUCUGAUAAAUUUUUUGGUGGAUACCCUGUUUGCAUCAACAGUCAAAGCUCUUUCUGUGAUGAUUGCCUAUGCAUUCAUGUUAACUUUCAUUCCUGGAUUGCUUGACUUUUGUGGCAUCCGAGUUAAAUUUUGGUAGGGCAGCUUGUAAGUUCACAUUAUAAUUUUGCCAAGGACAUACCGACACACACUACGAAAUCAUAAAGAAUUUAAAUUCACUUCUGUGAGCAUUGUGUACCUAUUUCCUGAUCCCCCUAAUCUAGGCUCAAGAUUACGCAAUGAUUUUCAGAUCAUUUGCCUCCUCUCCCUCUUCAGCCAAGAUUGGAGAAGAAAAGCAACUAUUUGGGGUAUUAGAUGAAUUUACAGUAAUGUCGAUUGUAUAAUGUGUUCUUAUAAUUUUUCUAGCUAAUAAGAGGGUAUCCUUCGGAUAUGUACAUCACCAGAGAAAAUGGUCCUUCAUUCUCCAGAUCAUGGCUGGCCGAAAAU